GAAAGAAGAAGAAGAAGAAGAAGAAGACAGAAGAAGAAGAAGAAGAAGAAGAAGAAGAAGAAGAAGAAGAAGAAGAAGAAGAAGAGAAGAAGAAGAAGAAGAAGAAGAAGAAGAAGAAGAAGAAGAAGAAGAAGAAGAAAAGAAGAAAGAAGAAGAAGAAGAAGAAAGAAGAAGAAGAAGAAGAAGAAGAAGAAGAAGAAGAAGAAGAAGAAGAAGAAGAAGAAGAAGAAGAAGAAGAAGAAGAAGAAGAAGAAGAAGAAGAAGAAGAAGAAGAGAAGAAGAAGAAGAGAAGAAGAAGAAGAAGAAGAAGAAGAAGAAGAAGAAGAAGAAGAAGAAGAAGAAGAAGAAGAAGAAGAAGAAGAGAAGAAGAAGAAGAAGAAGAAGAAGAGAAGAAGAAGAAGAAGAAGAAGAAGAAGAAGAAGAAGAAGAAGAAGAAGAAGAAGAAGAAGAAGAAGAAGAAAGAAGAAGAAGAAGAAGAAGAAGAAGAAGAAGAAGAAGAAGAAGAAGAAGAAGAAGAAGAAGAAGAAGAGAAGAAGAAAGAAGAAGAAGAAGAAAAGAAGAAAGAAGAAGAAGAAGAAGAAGAAGAAGAAGAGAAAGAAGAAGAAGAAGAAGAAGAAGAAGAAGAAGAAGAAGAAGAAGAAGAAGAAGAAGAAGAGAGAAAGAAAGAAGAAGAGAGAAGAAGAAGAAGAGAAGAAGAAGAAGAAGAAGAAGAAGAAGAAGAAGAAGAAGAAGAAGGACGAAGAAGAAGAAGAAGAAGAAGAAGCAAGAAGAAGAAGGAAGAAGAAGAAGAAGAGAAGAAAGAAGAAACGAAGAAGAAGAAGAAGAAAAGAAGAAGAAGAAGAAGAAGAAGAAAGAAGAAGAAGAAGAAGAAGAAGAAGAAGAAGACGAGGAAGAAGAAGAAGAAGAGAGAAGAAGAAGAAGAAGAGGACUAG
This is a messenger RNA of Closterium sp. Naga37s-1, 932 nucleotides long. The record is from the annotation of a GenBank genome assembly. NCBI's taxonomy places the organism in Eukaryota, Viridiplantae, Streptophyta, Zygnematophyceae, Desmidiales, Closteriaceae.